AUGAUCUAUCGUGAAGCACAACACAUUCUAUACUCGAAGAAUUUGUUGAGCUUUGUGGACGUGGACACCAAUGUUGCAGACUCCACGUGUGUGUUGCAACGGCACAUGGCAGCGAAUAAUUUCCUCAUGAUCCAGGACCUCCAUGUACACUUCCAGUAUAGGGUUUUGGAGAAAUUGGAACGACUCAGCGAAUAUCUGCAUCAUACAGCGAUGCACUUGAAGUCUCUAACAUUUUCUGAAAUAUAUCCGUGGGAUCUCACUGAAGACUGCCGCGGCCAUCGCGUUUUGGCGUCCUUUUUGGAGCACAAGAUUGUCGAUCGUAUCCAAUUGCGACAUCGAGACAGCGCGGAAAUACGAAACGCUAGAGAGCGAAUUCUACAGAAGCUGAACCAAAAUCAGCACAUCAGGUUUGUUGGUGCCGACCGGUCCAUGUGGGACAAAGAUUUUCAGGAUGGACCAGAGUCAUACGUCUACUAUUCAUUAUAUCUCCGUGAUCAAGACAUCGAUAUGACUUCUCAACAAGUGAACAUCGAUUCGACGGAACGUGAACAAGGGCGAGCCACAGACCAAAUCCUGUUACGUGCUUCACAAGUCAGUCUGGCUUCGAGGUGA
Molecule: messenger RNA, 612 nt
Organism: Bacidia gigantensis
Lineage: Eukaryota; Fungi; Ascomycota; Lecanoromycetes; Lecanorales; Ramalinaceae
Exons: 1
Coding region: 1-612 (203 amino acids)
Source: RefSeq, a predicted model, not a curated record